Messenger RNA from Aspergillus terreus NIH2624, 2397 nucleotides. RefSeq names its product protein kinase family protein. The record is from RefSeq and is a predicted model, not a curated record. The transcript is spliced from 2 exons. Gene Ontology annotation, molecular function: protein kinase activity; ATP binding. Lineage: Eukaryota; Fungi; Ascomycota; Eurotiomycetes; Eurotiales; Aspergillaceae. Gene Ontology annotation, biological process: protein phosphorylation. The coding region runs from base 1 to 2397 and encodes 798 amino acids.
AUGGCCGUCUCGAUCGCCGACGAUUCCUGUAGCCCAACUCGAUCCCUGGGUCUGUUGUUAGACCCGGACGUGGUCGAACCCCCGCGUCCCAAACAGAGCAUGUGGCAUCGUCUGGGUCUGCGCAGAUUACUGGGUCGCGAUGAUCGCGAUGGUCGUUCUCCGUCCCCAGCGGGCGCCAUUUCCCCUCCCGCUCCGAACCACUCCCACAGUAAUAACUUGACCCGUCGCCUGUCGCGCAAAGUGGGCGUCGGCCUCCCCAGAUCCACCACCUUCAAGCGUCAAAACUCGGAACGACGAGACAACCUGUCCCCGCUCGAUCCCGAACCCCGUCGUGCCGUCUCCGCCGACCGUCGCACCCUCAGCGCUCAGCGAACUAGAUCCCCACUGCCCUCGGCGGACCCCAGAUUAUCUGCCCCGGAGGUUCCCUGGCGCGGUUCCGACGAGACCACGGUUGAAACCCCCGCCGAAGCGAAUAAGGACCCGGAUCUGACCUCGGAAUGGAACCUAUGCCCUGACGUGACGGAUGUGCCCGAGGAACCGCCCUUCGAAGACAAUAUCGACAUGGAGUUGGAGAAAAGGUGGAUUUUGAACCUGAGCAUGCACUUUAGGGACCGCUCCGAGCGGGAAAAAUUCUUCGUCACCUAUGCCGAGGCGCCCAACCGAUGGCGCAGAGUCACCAUCUCGUGCGACUACCGCGCCGCCCCACCCGAUUCCCUCGAGCAAGAUCUGAAGGAACUGCGCUACCAGCGAGAUAAAUGUGCCCGCAUCUACGAAUCGAUCCGCGAGUCUCUCCCUGAGAUCCAGUUCUACGAUACCGUAACGAAUCUCAAACUGGAAACCCGCGAUGGUCGGCUGCACGUUCACGUCACCGAAGAUGUCAACGAAAUUAUCCCUUAUCCGCCAAUCUCGUGCAUCGGUCACCUUCCCGAAGCGCGACUCGUUCCCGAACGUUGCCUACAUUUUGAGGCGCAUCUGUCGGGGUUUGUCUACAACGUGAAAUGGGAUGGACGGUCAUACAUCAAGAAGGAAAUCCCUGGUCCCGACACGGUGGAUGAGUUCUUGUACGAAAUCAACGCGCUCCAUGCGCUGCAGGGCAAUCCGAAUGUCGUGCAGGUCGAAGGCAUUGUGGUGGACGAUGAACAAGAGGUUGUGAAGGGCUUGCUGAUCACUUACGCGGAGAAGGGUGCGCUGGUCGACAUUCUCUACGAGGAUCGCGGCACGAUAUCCUGGGAACGUCGGGAGCGCUGGGCGCGCCAGAUCGUUCAGGGUCUGUCGGAAAUUCACGAGGCGGGUUAUGUCCAGGGGGAUUUUACCUUGUCCAACAUUGUGGUGGACGCCAACGACAAUGCCAAAAUUAUCGAUAUCAACCGUCGCGGAUGCCCCGUGGGUUGGGAGCCACCGGAAAUCGCGGUCAAGAUUGAAAGUAACCAGCGCAUCUCAAUGUACAUUGGCGUGAAAACGGAUCUCUACCAGUUAGGUAUGACAUUAUGGGCCCUCGCGACGGAGGAGGAUGAACCUGAACGACAGCCACGGCCGUUGGUCUUGAACGAAGACCUGCCGGUACCGGACUAUUACCGUCGAGUGGUAUCGAUUUGUUUGAGCACGGUGCCCCAGCACCGGCUAUCGGCCAAGGAACUUCUGAAUUUCUUCCCCCGCCAUCCCUUUGCGACAGAGUGGGAUUCGUCUUUGUAUACGCGACGCGCAGGCGUCGGCGUAGGACUUCACAAUGGCGCCCUCCCCUUAUACAACCCCCAAGUUAUGACAGCGUCUGCCGCUCUCCUUAAUCUACGGACAGGAUCUGGGGAGGCAUCAGGCCACUCGGUCGAUGAUCAACCGCCGAUAGAUAGCGAAGAUGUCCCGGUCAACAACGACCAUGACCUAUUGCCGCCAGGAGAAGCAUCCCCGGAGAAAUAUGCAGACAGACAAGCUCCUGCGACCGCUGCGACAGAACCACAACUGGCGGAACAACGGCGUGAUAGCAUACCUAUGACGCCAGUUGGGCUUGAACCCUGGCUUCAAGAAUGUAUACCGUCGGAUGCAAAUGCUCUCUUGGAUCCCAUUGUUACAAGUCUCGACCAGUCUGAAGCUUCCCGCGGCAACGAAGAAGAUAUCGACCUGGACACUGAGGGUGGACCCCAUUGGAGGUCCCUGGUAACUCGGGCGCCUGAGACGAUACCAUAUAAAGUAGAGCCAAUGGCUGGGGAUCUCGCAGGCGUGGGUAGCCACGCAACGUGUUCUUUUGGGCAGUACACCACGAGUGACUUGUCACCGGGUUCCGCACGACCAAACAUCGUCUGGGCCUGGGCGACCACGCUCCGUGUCCUCUUUGUUGGAUUCCAUGCUUCCAAUCAAUCCUGCUUUCACCCUGUUGGGUCAGAAACCCGCGGAGAGCCCUGA